AUGGCAAAUAAGCACUUCAUGAAAGCCAUACUUCCCUCUCCCAUUCAUUCGAAACAAGUCAGAAUUCCAGAUCAAUUCAUAUCAUGGUUUGGCAAUGAACUCAACACUCUUGUUACUCUUACUCUUCCAGAUGGUCGCCAAUGGGAUAUACAACUCAGCAAAUGCCACACCAAUGGCGUCUUCCUUUGCAACAAAUGGCAAGACUUCUCACAACACUAUUCUCUUCAUUAUGGUUACUACUUAGAUUUCAACUAUCAAGGAAACUCUAACUUUACUGUUGUUAUAUAUGAUACAACUUGUCUUGAGAUUUCAUAUCCACUCACUAACACUGCUUCCAAUGAAUACAACCCAAAUAACCCUUCUUUUUACUCUAAAUCCAUCAAGGGACGCUAUGCUUAUAUUAGUGCUGACUUUGCUACAAAAUAUCUCAAGCUAAAUGUUCCUAUCAAACUCCAAAAUUCUCAAGGAAAGCAAUGGCAAGUUUCUUGUGGAACGCAUAUGGUCAAUUCAUCAGCCAUGCGAAUAUCUGCUGGAUUCACUAAAUUUGCCAAGGAAAACAAUUUAUCAGAAGGAGUUACUUAUGUAUUUGAGCUCAUCAAAAAAGAACCUGUUCUUGUGCUACUAGUUACACAACUUCACAAGACUGGCCGGGGAAGGCAUGUACAAUCGGCGAAGGAAAAGAAAGUUAGGGAACUGAAGCAUUUUAAGAAGGCCAUACUUCCCUCGCCCAUUCAUGCCAAAGAAAUAAGAAUUCCGAAUGAAUUUGUAACAAGAUUUGGUAAAGAACUUGGUAAUGUUGCUGAAAUUACUGUGCCAGAUGGUUCUGUUUGGGAAAUGAAACUUGAGAAACGGAACGAAAACAUUUUCUUAAGCACCAGAUGGCAAGAGUUUGCAAAAUACUAUUCGAUAGAAUAUGGUUGCUACCUGUCUUUCAAAUAUGAAGGGGAUUCAAAGUUUAGUGUUGUUAUAUUUGAUGCAACUUCUGUUGAGAUAUGCUAUCCACUCAAAACUUCGUGUACUAAUGAAGAACAAAACAUAAAGUGUCCUUGUGCUAGGAAAAUGUCUGAGGUUGAAACAAAUGACAAUCAUGUCAAAAGCAUGUCUAAACAUGCUUCCGAAAGAGUUGAUGUUGCUGCCAAUGAAUUCAACCCAGAAAACCCUUUUUUUCGAUCAAAAGUCUAUAAAGGAAGAUAUCCGUACGCUCCUUCUCAUUUUGCUAAAAAGUAUUUGAAGUCAGAUGUUCCUAUCAAACUCCAAAAUGCUGAUGGUAAGCAAUGGGAAGUUUGCUGUGCAUUCAAUCUUCCGAAAUUGCCGGGGGCAAUGCGAAUAGUGAAGGGAUAUUUUGUAUUUCAUACAGACAACAAUCUGUCAGAGGGGGAUCAUUGUGUGUUUGAGCUGAUCAAGGAGACGCCGGUUGUGCUAAAAGUCACAAUAUUUCGCGUGGUUGACUAUGCCGAUUAA
Lathyrus sativus (Indian pea) is the source of this 1461-nucleotide messenger RNA. The record is from the annotation of a GenBank genome assembly. NCBI's taxonomy places the organism in Eukaryota, Viridiplantae, Streptophyta, Magnoliopsida, Fabales, Fabaceae.